Molecule: messenger RNA, 1673 nt
Organism: Triticum dicoccoides
Lineage: Eukaryota; Viridiplantae; Streptophyta; Magnoliopsida; Poales; Poaceae
Product: WAT1-related protein At1g44800-like
Exons: 7
Coding region: 128-1225 (365 amino acids)
Cellular component (GO): membrane
Molecular function (GO): transmembrane transporter activity
Source: RefSeq, a predicted model, not a curated record
GAUUGCAUGACAACACACCAAGCAGGCAGGCAGGCGUACCAGGCUAACGUUGCCUGAUCAGCAGUUACACAUAUAGUCAGUCGAAUCGAGGCAGUAUAGUUUAGCAGGAGCUCGAGAGGGUCAGAUCAUGGAGUUCGUCGGGAGUUGGAGGAAGGUGAUGCCUUACAUGGCCAUGGUCUUCCUCCAGUUCGGCUACGCCGGGCUCUUCCUCCUCUCCGUCGCGUCGCUGCGCCAGGGCAUGAGCCACUACGUCCUCGUCGUCUACCGGAACGCCAUCGCCGCCGCUGCCAUGGCUCCGUUCGCGCUAUGGUUUGAGAGGAAAACAAGGCGCAAAAUGACUCUCUCCCUGUUCUACAAGAUCGUCGCUCUGGCACUACUCGAGCCAGUCCUUGACCAGAACUUCUUCUACAUAGGAGCCCGUAACACGUCGGCGAGCUUCUCUUCAGCGCUCACCAACGUAUUGCCUGCCGUAACAUUUGUAAAUGCCAUCCUCAUCAGGAUGGAGAGAAUAAACAUCAAGGAGCGGCGGAGCCAGGCGAAGAUCGCCGGCACAGUGAUCACAGUCGGCGGAGCGCUGCUCAUGGUACUUUUCCGCGGCCCUGUCCUCAACUUCCCAUGGACCAAGCACGCCGGAAGCCACGCCGUCACCGACACGGCCAGCCACAGCAGCGGUUGCUGGCUCCUGGGCAUCUUCAUGAUCCUGUUGAGCUCCUUCUGCUGGUCCGUCUUCUUCAUUCUCCAGUCACACACGUUGAGAAGUUACCCGUCAGAGCUCUCCCUGACCACGAUGAUAUGCGUCAUGGGCGUCGUGCAGAGCGGCGUGGUUGCGCUGGUAAUGGAGCGUGACACCAAGGCUUGGGCAAUCGGAUUCGACAUGAGGCUCUUGACGGCCGCCUACUCCGGUGUAAUGUGUUCUGGGGUUGCUUAUUAUUUGCAAGGGAUAGUUAUCCAAGAACGGGGGCCAGUGUUUGUCACUGCCUUUUGCCCUCUCUGCAUGAUCAUAGUGACUGUGCUAGGCUCCUUCAUUCUUUCCGAGGUGAUUACAUUGGGAAGGAUCACUGGUGCGAUGAUUAUUGUUGUUGGUCUCUAUGCUCUCAUCUGGGGCAAGAGCAAUGACCAUAUGAAUCAAGUUGAGCGCGAUGACAAUUUUGAAAAGCACAACUCUUUUGAGCUACCGUUUACUACCACCACCAUUACCAAAGCAAGCAACCUUGAUCACAUUUGACAAUCACCGUGGCUGCAUGCAGCAAGGAAAGCUCGAUGCAAAAUCAACUUACAAAGUGAUGACUUGGGCUCAUCGAUCUUCAGAUGUUUCCUUGGACUAGUAAAUGCGUACGUGCAAUGCACGUUGACAUUAGAUAGUAUAUUAAUGGCAUGAUGAUAUUAGGUAGGAUAUUAUUUGCGUGUUAAUUACAUGAUUAACAUGGCAUCAAUAUUUGGUAUGAUAUGAGCUACACACUAAACGUGUUGAGCGCUCACCAUUGAAGCAAUCUGAGUCAUUAGAUUGAUCUGGUUUGAUGGCUGGGAUUUGUUGGAUCUGUCCUUUUGGGUCUUUUUAUAUUGACGAUAUAGAUAUAGAUACAUUUCUGUCUCAUUAUUGUACUAUAAGAUGUAAAUUUAGGCUGAGAUUCUCAUAUUCAUGGAACUGUCAAAUAAAGCAUAUGUUUUGUUGA